This is a messenger RNA of Corvus hawaiiensis (hawaiian crow), 6325 nucleotides long. It is a transcript of the gene GRK4, whose product is annotated as G protein-coupled receptor kinase 4. Gene Ontology annotation, biological process: regulation of signal transduction; signal transduction; protein phosphorylation. Gene Ontology annotation, cellular component: cytoplasm. Gene Ontology annotation, molecular function: G protein-coupled receptor kinase activity; ATP binding. The transcript is spliced from 16 exons. Bases 219 to 1928 code for a protein of 569 amino acids. NCBI's taxonomy places the organism in Eukaryota, Metazoa, Chordata, Aves, Passeriformes, Corvidae. The record is from RefSeq and is a predicted model, not a curated record.
GCGCUGCCCGCUACCCGUCUCCGCCCUCGGGGAGGGGGAGCGCGGUGCCGCGGCGAGCAGCGGGUGAUGGGGAAGAGGCGAGCACAGUGCUGAGGUCCUCCGGGGCCGGAUGAGCCGAGGCUUGGCGCCGCGGCGGUGGCGGGGCUGGAGGAGGGGGCGAAGGAGGCUGUAGGGGCGGCCCCCUCUCCGGCUGCCCUGAGAGGAAGGAGCCCCCGACCAUGGAAAUCGAGAACAUCGUGGCCAACACGGUGCUGCUGAAAGCCCGGGAGGGCAAGCGGAGUGGACGUAGUAAAAAAUGGAGAGAGAUGCUGAAGUUGCCCCCUGUCAGUCACUGUGAGGGUAUUCGGUGCUCUAUCGAAAGAGACUAUAACCAGCUUUGUGACAAACAACCAAUAGGAAGACUUCUCUUCAGACAGUUCUGUGAUUCCAGACCAGAUUUGAAAAGAUGCAUUGAAUUUCUGGAUGCAGUGGCAGAAUAUGAGGUAUCUUCAGAUGAAAAGCGCAUAGACUGUGGCCUCAAAGUUUUAGAGACGUACUUCACUAAUGGGUCUGCAGCACAUUUGCCAGAAAUACCUCAGGAAACAGUAAAUGAAUGUAAAGCAAGACUGGAAAAGAACCCUUCUAAGGAUCUUUUUAUGGACUGUACUAGAAUUGUCCAUGAAUACCUAAGCAAAAGACCUUUUGAAGUUUACCAGGAGAGUGUGUACUUUUCCCGUUUCUUACAGUGGAAAUGGCUGGAAAAGCAGCCAGUAACCAAACACACAUUUAGGCAUUACCGAGUACUAGGCAAAGGUGGAUUUGGAGAGGUGUGUGCCUGUCAAGUACGGGCGACAGGAAAAAUGUAUGCUUGCAAAAAGCUAGAAAAAAAGAGAAUAAAGAAGAGGAAAGGAGAAUCAAUGGCUCUGAAUGAAAAAAGAAUUCUAGAAAAAGUGAAUAGUAGGUUUGUAGUUAGUUUAUCCUAUACAUAUGAGACGAAAGAUGCUCUGUGUUUAGUAUUAACCAUAAUGAAUGGAGGGGAUCUGAAGUUUCACAUAUAUAACAUGGGAAAUCCUGGCUUUGAUGAAGAAAGGGCUAUUUUCUAUGCUGCAGAACUGUGCUGUGGUCUGGAGGAUUUGCAAAGGGAGAGAAUUGUUUACAGAGACUUGAAGCCUGAGAAUAUACUUCUUGAUGACUGUGGACAUAUCAGGAUUUCAGAUCUUGGAUUAGCUGUGCAGAUUCCAGAAGGUGAAACUGUCCGAGGACGUGUUGGGACUGUUGGUUACAUGGCUCCAGAAGUGCUCAAAAACGAGAAGUAUACAUUCAGUCCAGAUUGGUGGGGUCUUGGCUGUUUGAUUUAUGAAAUGAUUGAAGGACAGUCUCCAUUCAGGAAGCACAAGGAAAGGGUUAAACGGGAUGAGAUUGACCGGAGAGUAAAGGAAGACCAGGAAACAUACUCAGACAAGUUUUCAGAGGAGGCAAAAUCCAUCUGCAGGAUGUUACUUGCUAAAAAUCCGGGGGAGCGACUGGGUUGCACUGAAGGAGGAGCUGCUGUUGUAAAGCAACAUCCUAUUUUCAAGAACAUCAACUUCAAGAGGCUGGAAGCUAACAUGUUAGAACCUCCAUUCUUGCCAGAUCCACGUGCCGUUUAUUGUAAAGAUGUCCUGGACAUUGAGCAGUUCUCAACAGUAAAAGGAGUGAACCUGGAUACCACAGAUGAUGACUUCUAUUCCAAAUUUGUGACGGGUUGUGUCUCAAUCCCUUGGCAAAAUGAGAUGAUUGAAACGGGAUGCUUUGAAGAUAUCAAUGCAUAUGAAACUGAUGGUACUGUGUCACCAGACAGAGAGAAGUCUCCAAAACCAAAGAGAGGCUUCUUUCACAGACUUUUUAGUGGAGAGGUCUGCUUUAAAUCUGAUUGCAGUGAUGAUGAGCAGGAGUCCUCCAGACUUUAAAUCAUUUUAUGCUCAUCAGAAAGGAUGAGCAAACGUUAAAUGUUUUAUAUCUCUGUAGCAAAUUGUAUUAUAUAUAUUUUUUAUCUGAGUUCAAGGAUUUUUGUACAUUUGUACUUCAUUUGUUUUAAGAUGUAUAUUUUCACUAAAGCUUAAUUGUACAAAAAGCAAUGACUGCCAUUUGAGUGAGUGUGUUUCUGUAUGUAUUUGAUUUAUCUUGAUUAUUUUUUUCCCAGUGGAAUGCAUCUAGAAAUACUAAAAGGAUAUUAAAGCACAGAGAUAAUAUCUAUGGCAUCACUGUAACUUGACUUUGUAUGCUCCUGGUAAAACUCUUCUUGAUCAUUAGGAUCUUUAUUAGCAGUUUCCUUAACUGUAGAAUUGCUGUACUGAUAAAUUUAAUAAUUCUGGUGUUAUCCAGCAGCAUGGCAGUGCUAUUACCUAAUGUAUCUCUCAAGCAACUGCUAAGGAAAAAAAAAGGAAAUCAGUGCACUGUGGCCAGCUAUUAGGAAUUGCUCUUUAUUAUCUGGCUCUGUAGAUUCUCUUUCUGUAUUUCUGUAUAAAGAGAACUUUGAACAUUUAGCUUAAUCCUGUAACAAACAGAAGUAUCCCAUUAUUCUCUUUUCUAUCCAUCUUACACAUCCUCUCCAGAGUUUCUGGGCAUGACCCAUGCAAGUAGACCUAUGCCAAAAUUUUAUAACUGUAUUUUGAAAACUUUGUUGUCAUUACUGAAAUGAUUUCUUUUUACCUGUGGGGACACAGUUUUAUUUUAUUUUCUGUAAAUGAAAUUGUUUUUAAGUCCAUGUAGGAUGUUAUAGUUUUAUAAUGGGUUAAAAAACAAAGCAUGGGCUCUUCUUACUAAUGUCCUCUCUGCUUAUGUUGUAAUAUGCAAUGUUCUAGGGUUGACAGCGAUCACUGCCACUGGGGGAAGGGCAAGGUAGCAUUAAGUAUUGAAUUUAAUUAUGUAAAUAUAUUUUUUCUUACAGUCUUUUAAAACAGAAACAUUAAAACAUGCCUUUAAUGAUUGCUUAAUACAGAUGUGGAGCUGGUAUUGAAGUUUGUUAUGAUUACCUGAUGUUCAUUAGUAAAACUGACAAAAGCUGCUUGAAAGCCAGGCAAGCUUCCAUUCUUCUGGACUCACAGUAGGUCAGACCUUUUAUUUUGUAAAGUUUCCAGUAAAACUAUUAAUCUGGGUAUGAGAGUCAAUUUAAAGAGCACAUUUCAUUAAGAGCUUCUUCUGUUUUCAAAAUUGAGUUGGGUACUUGAAAUACAAUGGAAUGCCCUUGGACUUGGAGACAUGAUUUUAGUUUCAUAUUUUGUUCUGUAUUCUAAAGAUUUGUCUCAACUGUGUAUGCGUUUUUUUUCCUUUCAAAUCUCGGGGGCACCAACCAGACCACACAUAUAUUGUACACACAGAGCAACUGAAUAGCCCCCCACUCAAAAAGGUCUCUCUUGUGAUCUGCAGACCCACUGGAAGAAACUUCAGCUGCUUCUGAGAAACUCACAAGAUAUAUUUGAUAUUCAAGCCUAUCAUCAGGUUUUAAAUCACUGUAUUUGGUCUCUAAAGACAAAUUUUUAAAUGGAUUAGAACUUGAAAUAAUUGGAAAACCAGUGUGUUGCAGAACCCUACUGGGGUUCAUCUGGUGUGUCUCUGAACUCAUUCCUCUUGGCUACUAUGCCACAGAAAUGAGGAAUGAGAUUAUUUUCCUGUGUUUUCAGUGCAUUUUUCCUCCAGUCUAAAACAGCACACAAGACAGCAAAAUUACUCUUUUAGAGAGUACAAAGGGAGAAAAUGGCAGAAGGAGAGAGAGUUUGAAUGAAUUACUGGAAGAUGGUCUGAUGUAAUAGUGAAGGGAUGCGAGGCUUGACAGAAGUAUCUGAAGUAAGGGUGUUGGCUAGAACCAUUAUGUGUGAGACAAUGAGCUAGCAGUCUGACCUGACCCUCUUUAUUUUGUACCACAGCAACAGAAGAACUCUAAAAAGAUGGGAAUGGAAAAAUGGGGAAGUAACAAGUGUUUUAUAAAUACCUAUGUGGUUGGAGAAGUCAUCGUUUCUCUGAUUAGGGGGUUUAAAUUUGUAAGAUCUUAGGCUUGCUGUUUUGAGGCAAAGGUGACUGUAUGACCAGACAUACAGGGUGACAGUCUGGAUUUAAUGUCUGUGUAGAGUAACUUGAAAUUUGGGCAGGAAUACCAUGGACACAAGCUGAGUAAUUUUUAUUAAGAAAAUACAGGAAUUGGUUUUAACAAAUUAAAAAAAAAAAAUCAAUCUGAAAGUCUGUUUAUCAUGUAUUUCAAGUUUUCUUUCUGUAUUGGAUGGAGAGGAAUCUUAACUAAAAAAAAAAAUCAACUUCUCUAUUUUGGAAUGUUGAGGCUUAACACAUAUUUUCCAGGAAUCUGUGAAGAAAGAGGGUUAGAUGAAAAGGGAAAUUGUUCCUAAGAAGUGGUUAUUUACAUGUCCGCUUCUUUGGACGAAGGAACUCCUUGUAAAAAAGUGAGAAUUUGUUUGUUUUUAUGAAGUUUUACUUAGUUUAAUUUCACAAGUUUUUUAUUAAGCUCAGCAUAGUACUAUUGAAUUCUUUUUGAGUGAGUACAUGUUUGCAGGAUUAUGAUCUAAAGUCCAUUGUGUUUGGUGUUUGCUUUUUUUGUUUUUUUUUUUUUAAUUAGUUGAUUGGUUCUUCCCCAGUAGGCUCAAGAUGGCAUUAUUCUACCAUAAAUUUGUCCCUUUUGUCUAGAAAUACAAGCACAUAAUAAUGACUAGAUCUUAUCUAAUGUAAAACCCCUAAAAAAUUAGAAAAAAACAAGGAACUGGAAGGAUCAGCAAUCAGCAUAACUCUCAUGGUACAUGGAGGGGAAGAUGUUAUGCUGUUGAAUAUAAGAUGACUAAUAUUGGUUAAAUGUCUUUACUGGAGUAUUAGGAGCUUGGAGAUGCAUCUUGAAAGCAGGGAAAGGCUCAGGAGAGGGGAGAACACCUGAAAGCAAGGUAUCACGGUGCGAUAAAUUUAACAUGAACUUAGCUCUUGAUUUUUUUUUUAGGACAAAACUGGGACAAAGAAGGGGGAAAGUAGCAGGUUGUGUUUACUGAUUAUGUAGCCUAUUGCUUCCAUGAAACUGUUUAGGGUGGGAUGGGGCAAGCCAACAUAACUUCUUGUAAUUCAGCAUGACUUCUUUCUCUAGACCCAUGUGUUAGAAGGCUGUAAUAGCAGUGAGACAAUCCAAUGUUCUACUGGUGCAAGCUCUGGAAAGACCUAUGGAAUUCCAUGGAGUUAUUUGUGUGAGAUCAACCCCCCUUUUCUGUGGCGUGUUUCCAAGCAUUUGUGUAUGUAAAUCCUCAUGUCUGUUUGUGUGUACCUCAUAAAUCUCUCUAUUUAGCUCAAAAUUCAGAAACGGUGAAACAAUGUACCAGUGUCUUAUUGUUUUACUUAAUGCUUUUCAAUGUUGUGACCAGCAGAAUAGAAUCUUCAUGCCUCAUGGUUGUUUUUUUCUAUUAAAAAAGCUGUCAGCUUCCCCCUGCCCCCUGAGGUGUGUUCAAAAUAGAGAUGGUGUUGUUUCUCGAUUAUAACAACAACAAAACAGUCUCAGCUGAAAAAAUGAGCACUUAAAAAUAAUAGUAAGUAGGAAAAAACCUGUGGUAUUUCUGUAACAGCAAGAGCGUUAUUGGCAAAUCUUAGCCUUUAAUAGCUGUUGUCUCUUUUUUUUUUUCCCCCAAAUCAUUCUUAAAACAGUAGUCCUGAAUGUUUUUGAGUAUGAAAGAGAAUUAUCUCUAUAUCAGAAUAAAAUAAUCUAGUUUAUAAAUCAAUGAUAGAAGCUAUUAAAACCAACUAACAAUGCAUUUUUAGAAUGCACUUCAAUUAUUUUUCAAACUACACUGAUGUAAGAAUUUUUUCAUUGCCAUAUGUACAAACAGAGAAUACUUGUUUACAAGUUAUUAAAAUAAGUCAACAAAAGUAAUAUUUUUCUAUGGUUUACAAUUUAGCAUUAUAUGAAUUUAACAUUGAAAUUAUCAUCUUCAUUUUAGUAUAGAUUUUCAGAAUAUUUUUUCUCUUUAGGAAGUGAAAUUUGAAUUAUUGGAAAGUCAUAUUUACUUUGAUUUGAGUUACUCGCCUGGCUUAUUUUGGUGACGAUGAUGUCUCUUCUGCUGAAUGAACAAUUCUUUUUUAUUUCAUAAUUGUUCUUGUGGUGUAACUUAAGUUUUGCACAUGAGAUGUAGGUAACUUUUUUUCAUGAUCCAGUUGUGUCCAAAACACCAGAAUUCUUUCCAAGCAUAGGAAGCUGACUGUUAAACGUGAUGUGUUAGUUCCAGCAUCUCCAAACCACUGACUGUUCUUGUGUGAGCUGUUUUCCUGGAUGUUCUAGCAUUGUAAUUCCUGAAAUAAAAGCAAAACACUGCCACAUAUCUCAACCACA